Molecule: messenger RNA, 1785 nt
Organism: Prunus mume (Japanese apricot)
Lineage: Eukaryota; Viridiplantae; Streptophyta; Magnoliopsida; Rosales; Rosaceae
Source: RefSeq, a predicted model, not a curated record
AUGGCUAUUAAACUUGAUAUGGCUAAGGCCUAUGAUCAAGUAGAGUGGUCCUUUUUGCAAGCAAUAAUGUUGAGAUUGGGAUUUGCUUCAGAGUGGGUCAAACGGAUAAUGGAUUGCUUAACAACAGUUACCUUUUCGGUGCUUUGGAAAGGCUUUUCAAGGCUGUUGCAGAAUGCUGAAAGGAUAGGGAGUUUGCGUGGGAUUCGAAUUGCUCAUGGAGCUCCAUCAGUCAAUCAUUUAUUUUUUGCCGACGAUAGGAUUCUCUUUCUUGAUGCAACUACAGAAUCAUGUGAAACAAUGAAGAAUAUAUUUCAAGUGUAUGAGGAAACUUCUGGGCAAAAGAUCAAUCUCACAAAGUCGGCUUUCAGGUUGAGCCCAAAUGCUACUGUUGUUGAAAAACAAAUAGUUUUGGAUUUACUGGAAAUUCCGUUGGUGUCUUGCCAUGAAAAAUAUUUAGGUUCGCCUAUGGUGACAGGUAAAGGAAGAAAGCAGAUUUUCGGGACUGUCAAAGAUCGAAUCGGAAAACGAAUUAGUGGGUGGAAGGAAAAGCUCCUAUCUAGAGCUGGUAAAGAGGUCCUAAUUAAAGCUGUGUUACAGGCUAUGCCCACCUACUUGAUGAGCUGCUUUUGGAUGCCUAAGGGGAUGUGUAAGGAACUCCAUGGCUUAAUGGCUAAAUUCUGGUGGUUUAAAAGUAAGAAUAUGCGGGGUAUUCAUUGGACUAAAUGGGAGACAAUAUGUGUGAGCAAGCAGAUUGAAGGAUUGGGAUUUAGAGACCUUGAUGCUUUUAAUCAAGCUCUUCUGGCAAAACAAAGUUGGAGAUUAUUCUUUAAUUGCAAUUCCUUGGCAGCGAGAAUUUUCAAGGCCCGAUAUUUUCCGCAUUGUAAUUUUUUAGAAGCUGGAUUGGGGUAUCGACCCUCACGUAUUUGGAGUUCGUUGAUAUGGGGGAAGGAUUUGUUGAAGGCGGGUUUGCGGUGGAGAGUUGGAAAUGGUGAAGAUAUAUAUGUUUAUCAGGAUCGGUGGGUGCCUUUACCAAUGAAUUUCAAGAUUAUCUCAACGCCACAAUUUGAUGUUUCUAUGAAAGCUUGUAGUGAAGUGAAACCAAUAUGGUCUUUAUCACCUUGGAGUGCCAAUCACCAUGAGUGGAGAAUUACAUCUUUCAAGGAACUUUGGCAAGCUGUGAUUGUGGUCUCAAGUAAACAGGAGGUGGAUCUUUUUGCUUUUCUAUGCUGGGAUAUUUGGAAUGACAGAAACAAUCUGUUGUUUCAAGGACGAAGUCUUGAGAGUGUAUCAGUGUUUAACAAAGCUUUGGCUUAUCAGACGGAGUUUUACUCUUACAAAAUUAAUGUUGAUGGGGCAGCCAAACUUGCUGGGUUAGUACGGGGAGUUGGAGUAGUGAUUCGCAAUGGAAAUAAAGAGUUUAUGGCUGCUUGUUCUCGACAAGUGAUAGGACAUUUUAGUGCACAAGCGGCAAAGGAAGGCCUUCAGUUUGCAUAUGACCUUGGCUUUCAUGACAUAGUGUUAGAAAUGGAUACACAGGGGGUGGUAGAUAGAAUCAACUCUAAUGAAGAGUGUUUUGAAGCUGAAGGGAAUAUAGUGGAAGAUAUCAAGGAGAUGCAGGGGUGGUUUAGAUCUUUCUCCUGUAAUUGGCAACGACGAAAAGGUAACAAGGUUGCCCAUGAGCUUGCUCAAUUUGGCACUCGGAACGCUGGUUUUUUCACAUGGAUUGAGGAGGAGCCAUUAUGGCUAACUCCUUUUCUUUCUGCAGAUCUAGAAGCUAAUGGUUGA